Messenger RNA from Callorhinchus milii (elephant shark), 1189 nucleotides. RefSeq names its product cathepsin B. Gene Ontology annotation, cellular component: lysosome. The transcript is spliced from 10 exons. NCBI's taxonomy places the organism in Eukaryota, Metazoa, Chordata, Chondrichthyes, Chimaeriformes, Callorhinchidae. Gene Ontology annotation, molecular function: cysteine-type endopeptidase activity. The record is from RefSeq and is a predicted model, not a curated record. Gene Ontology annotation, biological process: regulation of catalytic activity. The coding region runs from base 114 to 1133 and encodes 339 amino acids.
UGAGGUCGGCGAGGCUGUGCUGGAAUACUGCAGACCCACCUGGAUCAGGAACCAGAGUAGAGACCGGUGUUUCUCAGACUCUCUCUUCUCUCAGUGAUGUUCUGGUUGGCACAAUGUGUUUGAGAGAAGCUUUCCUCUUGCUGGUGAUGCCGGCGUGCCUGAUCUCCGUGCUCGGCCUGGCUCCAAUGUCCCAGGAGAUGGUUAUCUAUAUCAACCAGCUCAACACCACAUGGAAGGCUGGACAUAAUUUCUAUUCGGUGCCCCUGAGCUACGUUAAGAGACUUUGUGGAACUUUCAUUAAUGGACCCCAGCCACCGGUAUGGUAUCUGCCUGACAGAGGGAUACGUUUACCCGAACACUUUGAUUGGCGUCAACAGAUACUGUGUCCAACAACACGUCAAAUACGCGACCAGGGAUCGUGUGGAUCGUGUUGGGCAUUUGCUGCAGUCGGAGCGAUAUCUGACCGGAUUUGUAUUCAAUCUGAGGGGAAGGUGAAUGCUGAGAUUUCUGCCGAGGAUUUGCUUUCCUGCUGUGUUCCCAAUUGCAGUGACGGGUGCAGUGGAGGCUUUGCUGCCGUUGCCUGGGAUUACUGGAAAGAGCAAGGAUUAGUGACUGGAGGAGAAUAUGGCUCUAACAUUGGCUGCCGUCCAUAUUCCAUACCCCCCUGUGAGCACCAUGUGAAUGGUUCGCGGCCAGCCUGCUCCGGGGAGGCUACCGUACCUCGCUGCCGGCGACACUGUGAGACCGGCUACACACGUUCCUACUGCAAGGACAAGUAUUAUGGAGCCACUUCGUACAGUGUCUCUGCCAAUGAGACUCAGAUACAGUUGGAGAUCUAUAGACAUGGUCCAGUGGAUGGUAGUCUAUCCAUGUACACUGACAUACUGCUGUACAAGACAGGGGUUUACCAUCAUGUGACCGGAGAGAUGUUGGGCGGCCACUCUGUCAAGAUGCUGGGCUGGGGAGUGGAAGACGGGACUCCUUACUGGCUGAUCGCAAACUCCUGGAACACAGACUGGGGAGACAAUGGUUUUUUCAAAAUCCUCCGUGGCAGCAAUGAAUGUGGCAUUGAGAGUGAGAUUAUAGCUGGUCUGCCCAGCUUCCCCCACACCCCCCUGAGCAAGCAACCAUGAGACCUACACCUGAACACCAUUCCCUACACCUGAACACCAUUCCCUACACCUGAACA